Molecule: messenger RNA, 1500 nt
Organism: Paramecium tetraurelia
Lineage: Eukaryota; Ciliophora; Oligohymenophorea; Peniculida; Parameciidae
Exons: 9
Biological process (GO): protein autophosphorylation; peptidyl-serine phosphorylation; intracellular signal transduction
Cellular component (GO): nucleus; cytoplasm
Molecular function (GO): calmodulin binding; calcium-dependent protein serine/threonine kinase activity; calcium ion binding
Source: RefSeq, a predicted model, not a curated record
AUGGGUACCUUCUAAGGAAAGUGUCCUUAAAAAAGUUCAGCAUCAAGGAACCAACCGAACAAAUAAGAACCAGACAAUACAUUUAUUUAAAAAUAUUUAUUGAAUGAUGUGUAUCCAGGCAUUGGAAAAUUAAUAAUAAAAAAUGAAAAAUUGAAAAGCAUAACAAAGGAUUAUACCAUCAAGUAUCCUCCUUUUGUAACUGGAACCUAUGCAAAUGUGCAUAAAGCAGUUCAUCAUUGUUCUAAUUAAGAGAGGGCUGUUAAGAUUAUUAGAAGAUCUUAAACUAACUAGAACCAAUAGGAGAGAUCUAUGAAUGAAUUUAGAGUACUUUAAAAAUUGAAUCAUCCAAAUAUCAUCAAGAUCCAUGAAUUUUAUUAGAAUAAAUUUUCUUUCAAUCUAGUAUCAGACUUGUAAACAGGAGGAUAAUUAUUUGAUAAAAUGAGAAAAGAGGGAAGAUUUUCAGAAAAGUAAGCAGCUGAAAUAAUGAAAUAAAUAUUAUUAGCAGUCAAUUACUGUCAUAAUGAGAAGAUUAUACAUGGAGACUUAAGACCUGAGAAUAUAUUGUACGAGUCAGACAAAGAAGAAGCUAUACUUAAAAUAAUUGGCUUUGGUAGUUCAAAAGAGUUCGUUUCAAUUCAGAAAUUGGAUUCUAAUUCAGAAACUCCAUAUUACUUAGCACCUGAAGUCCUCAAUUAGGCAUAUGAUGAAAAAUGUGAUCUUUGGUCUUGUGGUGUAAUUUUAUAUUUGCUUUUAUCUGGUUAUCCUCCUUUUGAGGGAAAAUCUAAAAAGGAAAUAAAAAAGAAGAUUUCAAAAGGAGUUUAUACAUUUGAUUCAAGAGAAUGGGAAGAUGUGUCUAUGGAAGCCAAAGAUUUUAUUACAAAGCUGUUAUAACUGGAUCCAAACAACAGGUUGAGUGCUCGUGAAUCCUUGUCUGAUCCUUGGAUUUAAAAGUAUAGUAAUCAUCUUAAAUUUGAUUAACCAUUAAUGAAAAAGGUUUUCAAAAAUAUGUAUAAUUUUACAGGACAGUAAUAAUUACAAAAUAUUUUUCUCAAAUUUAUUGUGAACUAAUUAGCUACUAAAGAGGAUAAAGUAGAAUUAAUAUAAGCAUUCUUAUAUCUUGAUGGCGAUCAAGAUGGUAAAUUAAGCAUAGAAGAAUUGAUAGCAGGGUACUCUAAGAUUAUGUAAGUAAAUGAAGCUUAAGAAUAAGUUAAUCAUAUUUUUUAAUAAGUUGAUAAUGAUAAUUCUGGAUUUAUAGAUUAUGCUUAGUUUGUAAUUGCAGCAAUUGAUAGAGGUUAAUUAUUGUCAACUAGGAACUUGUAAACAACCUUUUUGAUAUUCGAUAAAGAUAAAAAUGGUUUGAUUAGUUUAGAUGAUUUUUAAAAUAUAGUUGAUGGUUUCUCUGAAGAUAUGUGGAAACAAGUGUUUAAAGAGUUUAAUUCUCAUUCCAAAGGACAAAUCUGUUUUGAAGAAUUUUUCACCAUGAUGAAAAAAAUAAAAUGA